AUUUUAGGAUGUCUUUUUACUCUUCUAACAGUGGCUGGAAACGGACUUGUCGCAUAUCUGAUCCUGAAAAAACCACAGCUGCAAACGAAGCCCAACUGCUUUAUAGCCUCGUUAGCAGUUGCAGACAUUUUUGUAGGUAUCACAUAUUUUCCCCAGAUUCUUGUCAAAAGCUUCAUCUGUCAUUCCCAGCAAUGUGAUGACGUCUUUUUUAUCACCAGACACUUUUUCCAAUAUUCCUCAAAUGUUAAUCUUUGUAUCAUGUUGGUAGACCGUCACAUCUCCGUAAAGAAACCACUGAAACAUGUUACAUUGAUGACGACGAAAAGAGUCACCUUCCUUUUGAUCGCAUCGUGGACGGCCCCAUUAUUCAUCUUCGCUAUUCCUCAAUCCAUCUUUCUGCUGUUUGCAACUGAAGAUCAAGAAAACGCCUUCUCGAUAUUCAAAACCUUGGUUUUCUCUACCUUGCCAAUGAUUUUAUUGAUUGCAUUGACAACGAGUGUUUUGGCUGUUGCACGGAGCUUGUCACACGAAGCACGCGCGCUAAACGCUCAAGUUCGUUUCAACCACAGAAAUGACACACUAGAAUUGAAUGCAUCCGAUUCUCCAGCCUUCGAAAGGCAAAGAACCGCGAAAAUGAUGAUAUUUGUGAUGGUAAUAUUUAUUCUCUGUUCUGCUGGGGAAAAUUGGAAGGGUUUCUGUUCAUGUGAUUGGAGUUUGUGCUGCGAUAAACCUAAAAACGUUGAUCAUGUUCUAAACCUUGUCUGUUUAUUAAAUUCUGCUGCUAAUCCCAUCGCUUAUUCCUUUCUCAAGAAAGAUUUUAAAGAGCAGUUAAAAAGACUUUUUCAAAAUAGAAACUAA
Molecule: messenger RNA, 858 nt
Organism: Porites lobata
Lineage: Eukaryota; Metazoa; Cnidaria; Anthozoa; Scleractinia; Poritidae
Source: the annotation of a GenBank genome assembly